GAAGUUUGCCCACCAUGGCCGACGGCGCGAAGGAGUCCGAGAUUCUGAAGGGGUAUGUGAAGAACGGCGACGUGGUGGGCAGCUGUGUCAUCGGCGGCCUGGACUCCAAGACGGUGGCGCUGUUUCUGAGGCUGGUUGGGUAAAGGUGAAGUGCUUCACCGUUGACAUUGGCCAGCCUGAUGAGCUUGAUAUCAGUGACGUGGUUAAGAAGAUGGCGCCGUGCGGAUUGGAGACGACAGUGGUCGACCUCAAGGACGACAUCGCGGAGUGCGCUUUCGAAUGCAUCGCUUGCAUGGCGAUGUACGAUGGAGGCUACUGGCAAUCCACCGGUGUUGGGAGGAUUGUGACCGCCCGUGGCUUGUUGCUGGCCAUGAAGAAGCAGGGCUGUACCGUUCUCUCCCAUGGCGCUACAGGCCGCGGCAACGACCAAGUGCGCUUUGAGCGGUACGCGAACGUGAUCGACCCGAACUUCAAGGUGUACGCCCCGUGGCGAGACCCCACCUUGCUGGAAGAAUUCCCAGGCCGGACGCAGAUGUUAGAGUACCUACAGCAGCAUAAUAUCGGCCAUCAGAUCGUCUCGCAGGCGAAGAAGCGCUACUCCACAGACGCCAAGAUUUGUGGUCUCAGCAACGAGGCAGAAGACCUGGAGUCCAUGGAGACACCCAUGACCAUCUGCAAUCCGGUGAUGGGUGUCUGGCCGAAGGAUGCCCCAGAGAAGCCCGAGGAGGUGACUUUCAAGUUCCAGAGGGGGACGCUGCGUGGCCAUCAAUGGCACGGAGAUGAUGCCCCUGAGAGUCAUCCAGGAGGCUAACAAGAUUGGUGGGCGCAAUGGCCUGGGCCUUUCUCACGCUCUGGAGAACCCGAUCUUGGGCACCAAGUCCCGUGGGGUCUACGAGGCACCCGGAAUGACCCUGCUGGGCCGAGCGCUCACGUACGUAUAUCAGUCUGUGUUGGACCGCCGCUCCACGGCCCUCUUCAAGACGCUCUCGAGCCAUGUCGCAGAUCAGAUCUACGACGGGUCAAAGUUGAGCUGUAUAAAGGCAACGUCCACUUCUUGAGUUUGGUUGAUUGCCCGCACAGCCUGUACUCCGAGGCGGACUCUUCCAUGGAAGCAUCUGAGGGCUUGAACCCAGUGAGCUCGCAGGGUUUCUUGGAAGUCUCGGGUGUUGAGGCCAAGAGCAUGGCAAAGGCGGGCCUCAUCGACUACGGCAGCGUCUGGGCAAAGAGGCAGAAGAAGGCAUACGAACUCACACGAAGGCGUAAGCGUCGGUUGAGCAGUAGGCAGUAGGAGACGUUUGACGGUUACUCAGCAGCGCUCUAGGUCAGUUUUGUGUUGUUUGGCACGUUCACUGUCUCAGGCUUGCGUGAUCGCACCGUCCAACAAAAA
Prorocentrum cordatum is the source of this 1387-nucleotide messenger RNA. The record is from the annotation of a GenBank genome assembly. NCBI's taxonomy places the organism in Eukaryota, Dinophyceae, Prorocentrales, Prorocentraceae.